Colletotrichum spaethianum is the source of this 891-nucleotide messenger RNA. RefSeq lists its product as uncharacterized. The record is from RefSeq and is a predicted model, not a curated record. The transcript has 3 exons. The coding region runs from base 1 to 891 and encodes 296 amino acids. Lineage: Eukaryota; Fungi; Ascomycota; Sordariomycetes; Glomerellales; Glomerellaceae.
AUGGCGGGCGUCGCCAAAGAGGCCGUUGUGCCCAUCGAGGCCGUGCUCCUGGGGCUUGCCAUCUCCCUAGUUCUCGCGCGUUUGUCUCUUCGUCUGAUCCUACAGCGCCAAAUGCUCACCAGUAGCGAUUGGAUGCUCGUUGUUUCGAUUCUUGACGCGAUCGCGCUGUUCUCAACCGAUGCCAUGGCUUAUAAAUUGGGCGGAAUGAACGAUUACGACCCCACAGCUCCAGAAGCUCCAGAGGACGAGCAGAUCAGGCUCAUGAAAGUUUCAUUUGCCGGUAACUACUUCUAUGAUACUGGGAUUUACUUCCCGAAGCUAGCCUUGCUUGCCUUCUACUUCAAGCUGGUUCCGCCGACGAUGCCUCUGCUGCGAAAAGUCCUUUACGGGACUAGUGGACUGACGCUGGCCUUCGCCAUGACCACUUGUUUCUUGGACACCUUCUGGUGCGGUCCUGAUGUUUCUGUAAACUGGGACUUGGAGGGCGCCUGCUCAACAUUCGACUCCAAGUCGGUUUUUCGCAUCGAUUGGGGAAUGAACUUGGUGUCGGAUUUGCUAAAGAUCGCGGCCGCCAUCAUUGUGGUAUCGCUGCCCGCGCUCAAGCCCCUUCUUCAUCGUCGUGGAUUAGCCACGUCGAAGUAUGGGACUGGCCAGACAGAAUCGGACGGACUGGCUUACAAGAAGCACCCAACAGCGACCAGUCAUAGCCAUUUCAAACUCUCUUCGGGGAGGGACCCAUAUGAGGCGACGACGCGAGUGGUUGCCGAGGACGAGUCGGGCAGCGAGGUGGAAUUGAACAAUCUGGAACGAUCGGAUGUAAUUUACAAAUCGGCUCGCGUGAGCGUAACAUACCAACGACGAGAGGAUUUCGACAAGAAGGCAAGCCCCUAG